GUCGCUGCUCCGAGUCUGUGUCUUUGCGGGUUCUCGGCCCCGCGGUUCCUAGUUCUCUGUAGCCCGCGGUUCACCGCCCCGCUAGCCGCCGCGAUGCCGGUGUUUCAUACACGCACGAUCGAGAGCAUCCUGGAGCCGGUGGCGCAGCAGAUCUCGCACCUGGUGAUCAUGCACGAGGAAGGGGAGGUGGACGGCAAAGCCAUCCCUGACCUCACCGCGCCCGUGGCCGCCGUGCAGGCGGCCGUCAGCAACCUCGUCCGGGUUGGAAAAGAGACCGUUCAAACCACGGAAGAUCAGAUUUUAAAGAGAGAUAUGCCACCAGCAUUUAUUAAGGUUGAGAAUGCUUGCACCAAGCUUGUCCAGGCAGCCCAGAUGCUUCAGUCAGACCCUUACUCAGUGCCUGCUCGAGAUUAUCUAAUCGAUGGGUCAAGGGGCAUCCUCUCGGGCACGUCAGACCUGCUCCUCACCUUUGAUGAGGCUGAGGUUCGUAAAAUUAUUAGAGUUUGCAAAGGAAUUUUGGAAUAUCUUACAGUGGCAGAGGUGGUGGAAACUAUGGAAGAUUUGGUCACUUACACAAAGAAUCUUGGACCAGGAAUGACUAAGAUGGCCAAGAUGAUUGAUGAGAGGCAGCAGGAACUGACUCACCAGGAGCACAGAGUGAUGUUGGUGAACUCAAUGAACACCGUGAAAGAAUUGCUGCCAGUUCUCAUUUCAGCUAUGAAGAUUUUUGUAACAACUAAAAACUCAAAAAACCAAGGAAUAGAGGAAGCUUUGAAGAAUCGCAAUUUUACUGUAGAAAAGAUGAGUGCUGAAAUUAAUGAGAUCAUUCGUGUAUUACAACUCACUUCUUGGGAUGAAGAUGCCUGGGCCAGCAAGGACACUGAAGCCAUGAAGAGAGCACUGGCCUCCAUAGACUCCAAACUGAACCAGGCCAAAGGUUGGCUCCGUGACCCCAGUGCCUCCCCAGGGGAUGCUGGUGAGCAGGCCAUCAGGCAGAUCUUAGAUGAAGCUGGAAAAGUUGGUGAACUCUGUGCAGGCAAAGAACGCAGGGAGAUCUUGGGAACCUGCAAAAUGCUAGGGCAGAUGACUGAUCAAGUGGCUGACCUCCGAGCCAGAGGACAAGGCGCCUCACCGGUGGCCAUGCAGAAAGCCCAGCAGGUGUCUCAGGGUCUGGAUGUGCUCACAGCAAAAGUGGAAAAUGCAGCCCGCAAGCUGGAAGCCAUGACCAACUCAAAGCAGAGCAUUGCGAAGAAGAUCGAUGCUGCUCAGAACUGGCUUGCAGAUCCAAAUGGUGGACCAGAAGGAGAAGAACAGAUUCGAGGGGCUUUGGCUGAAGCUCGGAAAAUAGCUGAAUUAUGUGAUGAUCCUAAAGAGAGAGAUGACAUUUUACGUUCUCUCGGAGAAAUAUCUGCUCUGACUUCUAAAUUAGCAGAUCUACGAAGACAGGGGAAAGGGGAUUCACCAGAGGCCCGAGCAUUGGCCAAACAGGUGGCUACGGCCUUGCAGAACUUACAGACCAAAACCAACAGGGCUGUGGCCAACAGCAGACCCACCAAAGCAGCUGUCCACCUUGAGGGCAAGAUUGAGCAAGCACAGCGGUGGAUUGAUAAUCCCACAGUGGAUGACCGGGGAGUCGGUCAGGCUGCCAUCCGGGGGCUUGUGGCCGAAGGGCAUCGUCUGGCUAAUGUCAUGAUGGGACCUUAUCGCCAAGAUCUUCUUGCAAAGUGUGACAGAGUGGACCAGCUGACGGCCCAGCUGGCUGACCUGGCUGCCAGAGGGGAAGGGGAGAGUCCUCAGGCCAGAGCACUUGCAUCUCAGCUCCAAGACUCUCUAAAGGAUCUGAAAGCCCAGAUGCAGGAGGCCAUGACUCAGGAGGUGUCAGAUGUUUUCAGCGAUACCACAACUCCCAUCAAGCUGUUGGCAGUUGCGGCCACUGCACCCCCUGAUGCACCCAAUAGGGAAGAGGUAUUUGAUGAGAGAGCAGCUAACUUUGAAAACCAUUCAGGAAGGCUUGGUGCCACGGCAGAGAAGGCCGCUGCUGUUGGAACUGCUAAUAAAUCAACGGUGGAAGGCAUUCAGGCAUCAGUGAAGACGGCCCGAGAACUCACACCCCAGGUCGUCUCAGCUGCUCGCAUCUUACUUAGGAAUCCUGGAAAUCAAGCUGCUUAUGAACAUUUUGAGACCAUGAAGAACCAGUGGAUCGAUAAUGUUGAGAAAAUGACAGGGCUGGUGGACGAAGCCAUUGAUACCAAAUCUCUGUUGGAUGCUUCUGAAGAAGCAAUUAAAAAGGACCUGGACAAGUGUAAAGUAGCCAUGGCCAAUAUUCAGCCUCAGAUGCUGGUCGCUGGGGCAACUAGCAUUGCUCGUCGGGCCAACCGGAUCUUGUUGGUGGCUAAGAGGGAGGUGGAGAACUCGGAGGAUCCCAAGUUCCGUGAGGCUGUGAAAGCUGCCUCAGAUGAAUUGAGCAAAACUAUCUCCCCAAUGGUGAUGGAUGCAAAGGCUGUGGCCGGAAACAUUUCUGAUCCUGGCCUGCAAAAGAGCUUCCUGGACUCAGGAUAUAGGAUCCUGGGAGCUGUUGCCAAGGUCAGAGAAGCCUUCCAACCUCAGGAGCCUGACUUCCCGCCUCCUCCGCCAGACCUUGAGCAGCUCCGCCUGACAGAUGAGCUUGCUCCUCCCAAACCACCUCUGCCUGAGGGUGAGGUCCCUCCUCCCAGGCCCCCACCACCGGAGGAGAAGGAUGAAGAGUUCCCUGAGCAGAAAGCUGGGGAGGUGAUAAACCAGCCAAUGAUGAUGGCUGCCAGGCAGCUCCAUGAUGAAGCUCGCAAAUGGUCCAGCAAGCCGGGUAACCCAGCCGCUGAGGUGGGUAUAAGUGUUGUAGCUGAGGCAGAUGCGGCCGAUGCUGUUGGGUUCCCUGUCCCCCCUGACAUGGAAGACGAUUACGAACCUGAGCUGCUGUUAAUGCCAUCCAAUCAGCCGGUCAACCAACCCAUUCUGGCCGCGGCUCAGUCAUUGCAUCGGGAAGCUACCAAGUGGUCUAGUAAGGGCAAUGACAUCAUUGCAGCAGCCAAGCGCAUGGCUCUGUUGAUGGCUGAGAUGUCUCGGCUGGUAAGAGGAGGCAGUGGUACCAAGCGGGCACUGAUUCAAUGUGCCAAGGACAUCGCCAAGGCCUCAGAUGAGGUGACUCGGUUGGCCAAGGAGGUUGCCAAGCAGUGCACAGAUAAGCGCAUUAGAACCAACCUCUUACAGGUAUGUGAGCGAAUCCCAACCAUAAGCACCCAGCUCAAAAUCCUGUCCACGGUAAAGGCCACCAUGCUGGGCCGGACCAACAUCAGUGACGAGGAGUCUGAGCAGGCCACAGAGAUGCUGGUUCACAAUGCCCAGAACCUCAUGCAGUCUGUGAAGGAGACUGUUCGAGAAGCAGAAGCAGCUUCAAUCAAAAUUCGAACAGAUGCUGGAUUUACACUGCGCUGGGUUAGAAAGACUCCCUGGUACCAGUAGGCACCUGGUUGAACCUGGCUAGACAGAAUGAAAUGAUCUGAGUCCCAGGAGCCACCCCGAAUUGCUGGGGGGUUGAAAGCCACAUCGUGGCCUGACAUAACAGAAAGGAAUGGGGCCUCUUCACAUUAGAAAACAUUUAUACUUUUGUCAUGGACACUUUGAAAUGUGUCUCUGUAUAAAGCCUGUAUUCUCAAACACAGUUAUACUCGUGCACACUCUGUUCCAAUAGGCAGACUGGGUUUCUAGCCUAUGGACCUCACAUAAGCUCAGAAUCCAAGAGUGAACACUAGCCAGACACCCUGCUCUGCCCUUGUUCCCUAGGGGACAGUUCCCUCUCUGCUUCCUUUCCCCUAUUCUUCCUGCCAGGCUCCCAAGACCCAGAGCCCAGGCAAGUCAGUUAAGAAGGAAAUCACUGUGCCUCCAAAAUUUGUUUUGGGUUUUCCAUGUUGCUGCUGACCCUGCCUGCCUUCCCUGGCUGGGCUACCUGGGUCCUUUUCAGAAGUGAGCUUCGCUGCUGCAGGGGAAGGUGGCCUCUGGGGGAGCCCCAGCAUAUGGGGCCUGGACUCACUUCCUGCCCUUCCCCAAUUUAAUCCUUCUAGUUUCCCACUGUACCAAACCAAAUUUUACUCGUCAGGAGGAAAUCACAGAAUCACAUGAUUCUGUCUUUACUGUGCCCCUGAGCAAUGUCUGUGCUAGGGAAACUUCCUGUCCUAUAUUCCGCCUCGGCCUGCCAAGGUAGCCAUCCCACGUACACACUGUGUGUCUUGGUGCUCUCUGCCACUGGAGGCACAGAGUGGCUGGGAUGUGGCCCUGCCCAUCCUUCCAGCAGGGCCAUUCCCAGGCACUCCAUGUUUUGUCACUGCCUGCAGAGGUCUGUGCUGAGGCCUUAUCAUUCAUUCUUAGCUCUUAUUGUUCUUUCUGAGCUGAAAUGCUGCAUUUAAUUUUUAACCAAAUCAUGUCUCCUCCCCUGGCUUUUGUAUUCUUCCCCCACACUCUUCCUAAAGAAGAUUUUUAAGAUAUGUAUUUGUUCAUCUGUAAUUCUGAAAGAUCCUUUUUAUCCUUUUGAAAUUCAGUCCUAAGAAUUGGUGCUUGCCUCCCAGGAGUGUUUAAUGGAAAGGCAAUCCUAUCUGAAGGACACGUCCUACCUAAGGGACAGUGGUACUUACAGACUGGAAUUCUGGCUGUUGGGGAUGAAUCAAUGGGAAAUAGUCCUCAUUAAUUCCUACCUCUCUCAACCAACUACAACCAAGCCCCUUGCAUCCUCUCCUCCCUCCCAAGUACAACUGUUCAAGAGAGUAAUGGGUAUAAUAUUUAAUUAUCACCGUAAUAAGUUUCCUAUUAGCAAAGUGAGAGAAGGCAAUUUUUCCUUUUUUGCACUUAUCACUGCUGUCUAAGCAUUCCCCAGCACGUGAAACCAUAUUUCUUCCCAAAGCCAGAACUGGAUGAGUAAAGGAGUAAGAACUUUUGCCUGAAUGUCCUUCCUUCGCACCUCCAGUGUGUGUUAGAUCCAACACUGAAUGUGUAAAACUUAAGUUGGUACCAUACACUCAGGCUUCCUCUAUUUCCUUUUAACUGAUAAAGAUUAUUUUCAAGGCCCUCAGCAUAUUUGUAUAGUUGCUUACCUGAUAUAAAUGCAAUAUUAAUGCCUUUAAAGUAUGAAUCUAUGCCAAAGAUCACCUUUUAUUUUACUAAAGAUUACUUAGAGGAAAUACGAAAAAUCAUGUUUGUUCUCCAAGUUCUUCCAGCAUUUUGAAACACUGGUUUACACUUUAUGCCGAUGUGCUUUUCUCUAAUAUCAGUGCUCAAGACACAGUGAAGAAAUUAAAAAAAAAAAGAUCCCUGAAUGAUGAUUAGAGACAUCACCACUAAGAAACUACAUUUAUAAUCUAGGAUUUGUUAUAUGCAAAUAUUUUCUGCCUCUUCUUUUGUUCUGUUUAAAACAAUAAAGUGCAUUUGUAUAAAUAAUGCUUUAAAUGAUGGGUAUGUUAUUUUAGCAGAACUUUUAGAUCAAGUUUCUCCUUUGUUUUGAAGACUAGCCAAUAAAACUAAUCCUCAAGAUCUGGAAACUAAAGAUUUUUAUUUAAUCCAAAUGUUGUACUGGAAGAAGUAGAAACCAGCAGUAGUAUAUUUACUUAACAAGGAUCUGUGUAAUAAAGGACAACUUUGGGGAUUAUACACUAGAAGAAGUGACAAAGGUUAACAGUAGGAGAAAGCAGCCAGAUGAUGUGGAUCAUCCCCUGGUUGAAGUCAUCUCUCUUCAUCUUAGAAGAGUCUAGCUAUUCACGGAGACCAUCACUACCCCAUAAGAAGCUGAAGCUGUUACAUGUGCAGGAAUACCACAGGUCUGUUUUACAUAUUGCAAAGCUCAGACUAGAACAAUAGGGUUGUCAGGGAUCCACCAGGGCUAUGAUGCAGAGCUAGCUUUUGGGCACAUGUUCCUCGUGCUUGAGGAAACACUGACUAAAGGAGUAGGUUCUUGGAGAACAACUGGGACAUCAGUUUUUGCCUUUCUAGAUCUGAAAGGGGUAAAAAUCAAUCAUUAAAGGGUGAUCGGUAGUGCUGCUUUAACUCACAGAAGUUGCUGACAAGGGAGGCAGAUUCCAGCCUGCUUGAGUUAAAGGGAAAUGUCCAAGGCUACUGAAUUAGCUCAGCAAUAUCUGAAAACAGUAGUCAUGGUCUCAUUUUUGCUGCUCACCGUAUGUUCAUUGGUGCUGCCUUCCAGCUGCAUUUCAGUUUAGUUGUUUUCUCAAAUCAGAUAACUCUAAAGACAAUAAGACCAGCAUCUUCCCAGGGUUCUUCUAUAGCACCACUUAAGGAAUGCAACUAUCACAUGAAUUCCCUUUGAACAAAAUGAUGGUGACUCCUUUAUGCGGAAAAUGAGCAUCUACUUCAUAUGCUCUUGGAAUAUACUCCUUUAAGAAUUUAAAAAACAGGUCUAUUCUGGGAUUAGCUGGAAUUCUGUGCUUAAAAAAUAUCCCAAUAGUACUACGUAUUCAUAGAUCUUUGUUAUUAGUAGGUGGUGGUGGUAGGGAGAGGAAGCUUGGAUCAGUCUGUGGCCAGAAGGGUGAUGCUUAGAGAAAGUAUACAUGGCUGUUAAUAUACUGCAGUUAAGAGAGGAGCACUUGGAAGUGCUUGGCAGCAACCCUCACACCUUGUGUAAUGAUAGAACAAAAUCUGAUCAUGUUCAGCCUGCUGUGACACUGAGGCAUGCCCAUUUGAGAAUGCUCAAUCAAUAGUCAAGCUAAAAAAUCAACUUGUUGCUUUCAUCUUUUUAUUGACAGUAUAGCCAGAGCUAAAGAAAGGAUUUACUAGAUUCAAAUUAAUAAAUACAAUAAUUUAAUUGUAAAAGGAAACAGUCUACUUGAAAGUUUUAGCAGAAAUUGCUUGAGGCAAGGGACUCUUGGCAUACAAUCUGCCUGUAUAUAAGAGAAUACAGCACAGAAAAAAAAUUGGACAGUCCAGGUACAGAUGGUUGAGAUUAGGGAUUGUGCAGAAAGAAAAGCAGAUGUACUGAUUGCUCUUUCUUUUGAGAUAUGAACUCUGAAAAGACAUUAAAAAUGAAAAGCAAUUGAACUGGGUAACCAGCCUUAGGCAAAAGGAAUAAAUAUUUGGCAACAUUUUUAUUUAAGCUGCCAAGCUGAUACUGGUUACCCUAGAAAUACCAAAGUAGCAAAAAGUAAUCUUUCCUAGAUGAAAGGCAGGCUGGAUGCCCUAGGCAAGCAAAGGUAAGAAUGCUGCUGUGUAGUGGGCUCCCUCUACCAGCACCAACCACUAGCCCUUGACAGCAGAAUGGAUGAGUGUCAGGGCUAUCCUCAGCAUGAUAAGGGAAAGGGAGUUAUAAGUUGAGAAGAGUGAAAAGAAUGGAGUCACAAGGAGAAGAAAACUAAUAGCAUAAGUAAGAACAAGAAGGAAACAUGAAGAACAAGCACUUAUAUCGUAACUUUCAGCCUUUCUCCAUUCUUCAUGUCUAAUAAGGCAAAAUAACUGGGCAAAGACUUGUAAGCCAAUGAAGUUGAGUGAAAUGAUACAACUGUAGACCAACUUGCCAACCCUGAUGAUCAACACGGUUUCAUCAACGUUACUAAGGAUUUUGUUUCUGCCUCAAUAUAAUGUACCUCCACAUACAGUAGAGACAUUUAAGUACUCCAGCGACAAUUAUGGCAAUAGUUUCAGGAAGGAAUCUAUUGACUAUAGCCUUGGGAAGAACACAAUAUGAAAAGGGAGUUCCCCCUGAAAACAAGGGCUGCGGGCAAAUUCAAGCCCUUAAAAACAACAAUAAAAAAGAUUAAAAAAAAAAAAAAAAGACUGA
Diceros bicornis minor is the source of this 7807-nucleotide messenger RNA. It is a transcript of the gene VCL, whose product is annotated as vinculin. The coding region runs from base 94 to 3498 and encodes 1134 amino acids. NCBI's taxonomy places the organism in Eukaryota, Metazoa, Chordata, Mammalia, Perissodactyla, Rhinocerotidae. Gene Ontology annotation, biological process: cell adhesion. The record is from RefSeq and is a predicted model, not a curated record. The transcript has 22 exons. Gene Ontology annotation, molecular function: actin filament binding; structural molecule activity. Gene Ontology annotation, cellular component: actin cytoskeleton.